This is a messenger RNA of Symbiodinium sp. CCMP2456, 912 nucleotides long. Lineage: Eukaryota; Dinophyceae; Suessiales; Symbiodiniaceae. The record is from the annotation of a GenBank genome assembly.
AUGGUCCCUGAAGGUGCCAAGCCGAAGCGCCAAGCUAGCAGAAAGACUGGUACCGGCCGAUCUGGUCAGAUGAUGAUCUACGUCCUGACCGAAAUACCAGCCGGCACGGAAAUCUUCAAUACCUACGGGGAGUUCUCCAACGACAAGCUCCUUCAAGACUACGGCUUCGUGCUGGAGCAGAACGCUUUCAACACCGUCACGCUUGCAAGGAGCCUGUUGGCCCCUGGGCGGCGUUUUCGUCGUCAGCUACGCUUCGCCGCACAGCACGCGGCUGUUCUCGGCCUCACCCAGGCUGGCAGCGACGAGGAGGAGUCGGAGGAAGGCAGCGAAGAUGCAGAAAUGGGCCCCGGCAGCAGCCAGGAGCAAGGACUGGCCACCUUUUUUGAGCUCGACCGCGGGCCUCUGCCAAAAGCGUUGCGAGUGCUACUUGCAGUAUUGAGCCUUCCGACCUCCACUCUGGUCCGGGCGCGUGCUGCGCCACCGGGGGUGCUCCGGCGCUUUCUUCGCAGGUCCUCCCGGUGGGUCCUCGAGCUUCCUGUGGCACGCCGCGCGCUGCGCGCGGCACUGCGCCGGCGGAGCUCGGCGGCGGAGGCGGCUGAGUUGAGGAGGCGCUGGGAGGCGGCAGAACCUCCACGGGAGAAAGCGGCGCUGGCCUUGCGAACCAGCGAGCAAGCUUUGCUAGAACAUCUCCUGGAUCGGGUCCGACAGCGCCCUCUUCUGAGCCGCAAGCGGCGAACGCUGAUCUCACAGCGGCACUACACCGGCAUUGACGGACUCAUCGAGUCUGUGCCGGGCACCCUGGCGGAGAAGCGGAAGAAGGAGCGAAAAGGUCUGCGGAAAAACCAGACAGCAAAGUGGCAACAGGAGCGGCGAGAGCAGCUGCAGUCUUCAUUCCUUUCCAGAAGGACUUGA